This is a messenger RNA of Leptidea sinapis, 4262 nucleotides long. RefSeq names its product dachshund homolog 2 (gene dac). The coding region runs from base 23 to 2104 and encodes 693 amino acids. The record is from RefSeq and is a predicted model, not a curated record. The transcript is spliced from 13 exons. NCBI's taxonomy places the organism in Eukaryota, Metazoa, Arthropoda, Insecta, Lepidoptera, Pieridae.
GUGAUGCGCGUUUAGACGUCCGAUGAAAAUGGAGUCCGCCGUGGACUCAGCGUCGACCGCGAGUGAGGUGAGCGGCUCCUCCGGGGGCUCGCCGAGAGUGAAGGGCGCUUCGCCCCCGCGCGGCCACAGCCCGCCGCAGCUGAUGGCGCCGCGGCUGCCGCUGCCGCCGCCGGGCCUGGGGCUGCUGGGCUCGCUCCAGAUGAUGCACCACUCGCCGCUGGAGCUGAUGGCGGCCGCGCACCACCACGGGCCGCCGCGCUACGGCAGUCCGCCGCCCAUCUCCACCUCCGACCCCUCGGCCAACGAGUGCAAGCUGGUCGACUACCGGGGCCAGAAGGUCGCCGCCUUCAUCAUCCAGGGCGACACCAUGCUGUGCCUGCCGCAGGCCUUCGAACUGUUCCUCAAGCACCUGGUGGGCGGGCUGCACACAGUGUAUACCAAGCUCAAAAGACUGGACAUAGUGCCGCUGGUGUGUAACGUGGAGCAGGUCAGGAUCCUGCGGGGCCUGGGAGCCAUCCAGCCCGGAGUCAACCGCUGCAAGCUGCUCUCCUGCAAGGACUUCGACGUGCUCUACCGUGACUGCACCACCGCAAGAUGCCUGUCAAUGAAAGCGCCCGACAGGUACUUCUCUAACUCCAGACCGGGUCGACCACCGAAGCGAGCCUCCGGAGUGGGACUCUCUUUAGCUGCCUCACCCUUCCCGGGACAUCCAUUCAAGAAGCAUCGACUUGAGAAUGGCGACUACUCUCCAUAUGAAAACGGCCACAUGAGUGAAAUGGCCCGAAUGGAAAAGUCUCCAUUGCUUGCGAAUGGGUAUAACGCGCCCCCCACACACCUGGGGCCUAUGGGCUUCAUGCACCAGCACGCUCUUAUGUCUCCGGGGAUGCCGCAUCAUGGCGUGCCCAGGCCUGACGGCUCCAUCAUCAAGGGCCAACCGAUGCACAACAUGGAGGCCCUGGCAAGAUCUGGCAUUUGGGAGAACUGUAGAGCGGCUUAUGAAGACAUCGUGAAACAUCUUGAAAGGUUACGCGAUGAACGAGGUGACAUCGAACGCGUUAUAGCAAUGGACAAAGCUCGUGAAGAUUCUCACAAUGGUUCUUCGCCAGGACAUAGCCCCGUGCUGAACCUCUCAAAAUCUGGUUCCGGAGACCGUGAGCGUUCAGGACGAGAUCGUGAACACGGCGACAGAGGCGAGGGCUCCGCAAGUGGCAGAAGCUCUGCAGCAUCACAUCGAACUCCUCAACCACCUCGGCUUCCGUCCGCGGCGACUGCGGCGUCACCCCGGUCCCACACGGAUGAGAGUGACGCUGCCCUCUCAGAUCAAGACGACCAUGUAAAAGAUGAAGAUGAGGGAGCAGAUCUAAGUGACGGCGAGCGGGACCUUCCACAGUCUUCAUCACCGGCGGCUGUCAACUACCCUCCCCCCUCCAGUUCGCCCACCUCUGUCCCCGUGGACCCCACGGCUGACACGUUGGUUUCUUCCACGGAAACUCUGCUGAGGAAUAUCCAGGGUCUUCUCAAAGUGGCAGCAGACAAUGCACGCCAGCAAGAGAGACAAAUUAGCUAUGAAAAGGCUGAAUUGAAGAUGGAUGUUUUGAGGGAACGCGAGGGAAAAGACAGCUUAGAGCGACAGUUACUUGACGAACAGAAAAUGCGAGUGAUAUACCAGAAGCGGUUGAAGAAAGAGAGAAAACAGCGGCAGCAUAUACAAGAACAAUUAGAAUUAGAACUGAAGAGGCGGCAAAAGAUCGAAGAGGCACUCAAGCAAUCCGGCGCACCCGCUGAAAUACUUAGAAUAGUAACUGAAAAUCUAAUACCACCGUCACAAGAGAACCGGCCCGAGCGAGAAAACGGCAUGGAAAGUAAACCGCCGAGCACCGAACCCCCGAGCACAUCCCCACCCUUCCAGCGGGAGCGCCCCCGCACUCCAGACAAGCCACAGUGGAACUAUCCACCCCCACCAGUGGACAUUAUGAGUGGAGGUGCAGCCUUCUGGCAAAAUUACUCCGAUUUUGUCAACAGAGUCUUUGGCGCAAGAAUUGGAAAUGGAGAGGAAAUCUCGUCAGCAGGCUAUGGAGCGAGACGUGAAGAGUCCAUUGUCUGACCGGGCUGGCUACUACAAGAACUCAGUACUGUUUAGCUCGGCCACUUAGCUAUCAACCCCCGGGGUCAUGGAACACCCCGACAACCAGCAAUGCGAUAAAGAAAGCGACGAUAUGAGGAAACCAAUCAUUAGCGUAAAACCAGAGUUUAGAGAAAAGUAAAUCCAAAGAUUGUAUUGGUUAAUGUAUCGGUUGUAUUAUUAAUUCAUUCGCAAACAACCGCAAGUUUGUGUAUAUUUAAAAUUCAACAUAAAAAUUCGGUAUUCAUAACAAGAUCUCGCCAAAGUUAUACUUUGGCUGUGGUCAAUGUAAAUAAACUGUUAUUAUUAUUGUCUUAAGAGCGUAGGUUUGUUCCGUAAGUUGACCUACGAUAACUUUUCUUCCAUAGUGAAAUUUGUAUAUAUUUCUUGUAUUUUAUCUAGCUUUAAGGUUUUCUCGACGAUUCACGUAAUUUAUUCGAAAACAUUUAAUAUUAAAACAUGUACCUUAUAUCUCGAUUGAUAAAUGCCAUAUUUACUUAUUAAGUGUUCGUUGUAUUAUUCUUUUUUUUUAUCUUAAUUCAACAUGAUCAAUUUUUAAUGCUAAGAGUAAGAAACAGAACAACUUGGAAUUGAAGGAAGACUGUAUUUUAAUAAAUUAAAAACUUUUCUGUGCCCUCAUAUACAAUAUAACUGUGGAACAAUGUAUAACAAUAUAAUGUAGCUGUAUUAAGAGACAUUAAUUAAAGUAAAAUCAUGGUUAUGAUUAGAAUAUAAUUUUACUGUUAUUUUCUUAAGAUCGUCCUUAUUAUUAUUAUUAUUUGGAUGGUAACUCUAUAGGUACAAAAUAAUUACGUGGUCAAAUUUCUUUUAAGCUUACGGUUUUUUUAUAAAAUAUAUUUCAGUAUUCAAUGAUUUAAAUACAUUAAUUACUCUCAAAAUCAAUUGGGUGUCAUUUGAUUAUAAACUUCAGGGAAUAUCUUUUACCCCCUUAUUCAUAAUAGUCUGCUAACUUAAAGCAUUGCUAAUUCUCACUUCUUCUAUUAACCUAUGUCAGAAUGAGAAAAAACACUCCUUAGCGGCUGUUUUAAGUUACCGGACCAUUAUGAAUGAGGGGGUUAAAAUAUUGUGAUCUUUAAUGAUGUUUUUUUAAACAGUCUUGUGCAAUGGUUAGAUGUAAUUGAUACUAGAGUAUCCCUUAAAUUAUAGAACUUAAAAGUAAGUUAGUGAUCGCAAAUAACAAACUCAUUUACGCAAUAUAGUGUGACUGAACGGGAAAAUUGUUAGAGCGAACAGUGAUUUAAUAUUCGCUUGUAGACAUUGUAAAGUUUAAGGUGAAACUGCCGAAAUAUUACGACUUUUGACUAACCAAACAUAAAGAUAUUAAAGUAAUGAAUGUUUUAACAGAUACUAAACACCAAUCUAUAUAUUUUAAAUGAAAGAGACAAUUUACUGAAAAUAGGAAGGCUCAGGACUUUUGUAGCUAUACAUUAUAGUAUAUACGCAGUGAAAAUCAUUUAUAAACAUAGCAAUGUUAAUAAAUUUGAUUAUAUCUUUAACAUUUUGAGCGAUGCUGUCAAAAGUCGUAACAUACAGAGCGCGUUCACUUAGCACCCCAUAUCUUAACGUGGUUAGAAGUAUAAGUAUUGUAGGUUAAAGUUUAUAGAUAAAAUUGAUAGUUUUAUUAAUCAGUACGAUUACGAAUCCUUUCUAAGUCUAAAUUGGCGUUUGGCUAUUGUAAAUAUCAUCACCGAAAGUGUUACAAUUAAUUAACGCGUAUUAUUUUCAAAUACUCUCGAAAUAGUCCAGCGCCGAUAGAAGCUGGGAAGUAUAACUUAAUCUGUAACGGAUAAAUGCGAAGUAAUUAUUAAAUUAGUUGUUAUAAUAAAUGUUUAGACGAAUGACUGUGUGGUGUACAGCGUAUGAAUGUGGUUUUCAAACUCCAUAUCAGUUUUCUAUCACAAUUAAAAUGUAAGGUGUUCAUCGGAAUUUAUUUCUUUGGGCAUACACGAUUUCUAGAUUGUCAAUUAGUUGAGGCUUGUAUUUACGGUUUGUCAUGUUUAUGUAACGACGCGAGCAUUAUUAUUUAUUUAUAUUUUAAUUAUGAUUAAUUUACUUUUAAAAUUGUGUGUGUGCCUUGUAUUGUAGAGGAAAAUAUCAAGAUUAAAAUGUAAAAUUAUCA